AUGGCAGAAGAAACUCAACAGAGCAAAUUGGCCAUAGCCCAGAAAAAGUUAAAAGAAUAUUGGCAGAGAAACAGCCUUGGUGUUCCAGCAGGAGCGAAGAGGAACAGGAAAACAAAUGGCAGUAGCCCUGAAACAGUCACUUCUGGUGGUUGCCACCCACCUGAGGAUUCAGCAACAAGUAUCCACGGGGAGGGCCCUACAUCAUCUGCUACCCUGAAGGAUCUGGAGGUAAGAGGCUCUGGAGGGAGCCUGUGCCAAGAACUAGCAGUAGUGCUGGACUCGAGGUCUGUAAAAAUCAGUCAACUGAAUAACAUCAUCAAAUCUUUGAAACAACAGAAGAAACAAGUGGAACAUCAGCUGGAAGAGGAAAAGAAGGCAAACAAUGAGAAACAGAAAGCUGAAAGGGAGCUAGAGGUGAAUGGAGGGUUUCAAAUCCAGAGACUGAAUAUACAGAAAGAGAAACUAAAUAUGGACCUGUAUCACACGAAACAUUCUCUCAGAUACUUUGAAGAAGAGUCCAAGGAUCUGGCUGGCCACCUGCAAUAUACAUUGCAGUGUAUAGGAGAGUUAGAGCGGGCUCUCUCUGUUGUCGCUGCCACACAGGAGAAGAAGAUCAAUCGAAACUUCUCACUCUUCGCCAUCCAGUUCUCAAGCCGCAGUAAAGCUCUUAUCGAGUGGCAGUUAGAGCAGUCCACACAGGAGAAGUCAUGGCUGAAAGCACACCUGACACGGUUGAAAGAGUCACUUAAACAAGUCCAGCUAGAGAGAGAUGAAUAUGCUCAACAUAUAAAAGGAGAGAGGGCCCAGUGGCAGCAGAGGAUGAGGAAAAUGUCGCAGGAGGUUUGCACAUUGAGGAAGGAGAAGAAGCAUGAUACGCGUCAGCUAGAGAAGCUGGAGAGGAGCUUGUCCAAACUCAAAAAGCAGCUGGCUGAACCCCUGUCCCCAGAGGCCCCAGCAGUUCCCUCUGAGGUGGAGCUGCAGCACCUGAGGAAGGAACUGGAAAGAGUGGCAGGAGAACUCCAGGCCCAGAUUGAAAACAAUCAGCGCAUAAGUCUCCUGAACCAGGGGCAAAAGGAGAGGCUUCGGGAGAAGGAGGAGAGGCUUCAGCAGCUGGCCAAGCCACAGAGUGGCUUCAAGGAGCUAAUCAAUGAGAACAAGAGCACACUGCAGUUGGAGCAGCAAGUAAAGGAGCUGCAGGAGAAGCUGGGCGAGGAGCGCCUGGAAGCUGCCAGCCAGCAGAACCAGCAGCUACGGGCCCAGUUGAGCCUCAUGGCUCUCCCUGGGGAAGGAGAUGGAGGAGAAUAUCUGGACAGUGAGGAGGAGGAGGCACCUCGGCCCAUGCCCAGCGUCUCAGAGGACCUGGAGAGCUGGGAGGCCAUGAGCGGCUUUAUGGACCUCCUGGAGGAGAAGGCGGACCUGAGUGAGCUGGUGGAGAAACAAGAACUUCAAUUCAUCCAGUACUGGAGAGAGAGAUGCCAUCAGAAAGCUCAUCACCUCAUAACAGAGCCAGGGGGUAGUGUCAAAGAUGCGGCACCGGGAGAAGGACAUCAUCAGGCUGGCCCAGGACAGGGAGGAGAUGAACGUAGGGUCUGUGGAGCUGCAGGAGAUGGUGUUGCGGCUUGUGACGACUACAACAAGGGGCACAGCAAAUUCCUGGCCACUGCCCAGAACCCUGCUGAUGAGCCCGGUCCAGGCCCAGCCCCCCAGGAGCUUGGGGCUGCCGACAAGCAUGGUGAUCUUUGUGAGGUGAGCCUCACAGUGGAGCCUGCGCAAGGAGAGGCCAGGGAGGGUGCUCCCCACGACAACCCUACUGCACAGCUAAUCAUGCAGGACUACCAGGAGCCCCUAGGCUUGGGCAGCAACCCCUGUGUGCCAUUCUUUUGCUGGGCUUGACUGCUGAGGAGAAGGAGAUAA
Nomascus leucogenys (northern white-cheeked gibbon) is the source of this 1914-nucleotide messenger RNA. Its product is annotated as golgin subfamily A member 8S-like. Gene Ontology annotation, biological process: Golgi organization; spindle assembly. The record is from RefSeq and is a predicted model, not a curated record. Gene Ontology annotation, cellular component: cis-Golgi network; Golgi cis cisterna; Golgi cisterna membrane. Lineage: Eukaryota; Metazoa; Chordata; Mammalia; Primates; Hylobatidae. Gene Ontology annotation, molecular function: protein binding.